UUUCUUCUAGCGCGCGGAGGGGGUAGGGCCUCUCCUUAGUUUCCUUCCUCCGUGCACAUACCAGACACAUACCGUCAUUCCCAUGACGGCACGGUGCCCCCUUAAAGAAACUCCCAUAGACGGUGGCGCCAGAUUACCCUCUAGGUGUUAUAGUGAGAAACUCUAUGGGCUAGGGUGGCUCACCAGGCGUGCUGGAGAAGGGAGAUCUGUGCAGGUCUGGAGUUCAGUAGGUCGUAGUCAAAACAUAGAGAAAAAAAAAAGUCUCUAUGGUCAAAACGCUGAGACAAAACCCAAGCAUAAUCACAUGCAAAAAAUACUAACGCCCAAGAAGGUAUCUAAUUUUAGAAGAAUUUUAGAACUAUAUGAGCCUCCUAGAUCACUGUACUCUAGUCGUGCUCUAAACACCGUUGAGCCAAAAAAAAAAAAAAACGAUACAGAAGAAGCAAGUGCUUGUGUUCCAGUUUUUUAAAAAGUAUUUUUGCUUCCUAUUAUUUGUUUAUAAUUCUUUUAUUGCAUAAAUUUGUAUUCUUUAGAAAGAGCUGCUGCAGCUAAGCCAAGUCAGGACGCAAGUUAUAAAGCCCCGCCAAAGAAAGAAAACGAAACAAAAACAAUUCUCGGCAGCCUUGGGGCAGCUUGGUGGUGAUGAUGUUUGGCUGGUGCUAGCUGCUCAAGCAGCUGGAAGCAGGCAUACAAUGCCAGAGGAAGGUGAAGUGGUCACUGUGCUGCACUUCAACGACUGCUACAAUGUGGAGGAGCAACAUGGUGAACCUGUCGGUGGGGCCACCCGCUUUUGUACUGCCCUCAAAAGCUUUGCCAACCUGAACCCAUUGAUCCUGUUCAGUGGUGAUGUGCUGGCUCCGUCCAUCAUGAGUACAUUCACCAAAGGGGAACAGAUGGUGCCCGUCCUAAAUUGCUGCAAAGUUGACUGUGCCGUCUAUGGAAACCAUGAUUUUGAUUUUGGUGUAGACAACUUGACAGAGUUUGCAAAACAGACCAAAUUUCCUUGGCUCAUGUCGAAUGUAGUAGACAAUGAAACCGGAAAGCUGCUGGCUGAUGGUGAGGAAUUUCUAAUCUUGGAGCGGUCAGGCAAGAAGAUUGGGUUGAUAGGACUUGUCGAGGAAGAAUGGCUGGCAACACUUGCAACAAUUGACCCCGAGGAUGUUGAAUACAAAGACUUUGUCACUGAAGGCCGAAGGCUGGCAAGAUUUCUAAAGCAAAAGAAAGGUGUAGAUUAUGUUAUAGCUUUAACCCACAUGAGAACUCCCAAUGACUGCCGCUUGGCAGCCAAUGUAGAUGAGUUGGAUCUCAUCUUAGGAGGCCAUGACCAUGUCUAUGAAGUCAAAAGGGUGAAUGGAAAAAACAUUGUCAAGAGUGGAACAGACUUUCGACAGUUCUCACGCAUCACCCUCACAUUCACUGCAUCAGGAGUAGCAGUUGAUGUUGCUGAAGUGAAUGUCACUUCUGACUUUGCUGAAGACCCAGAGCUCAGAGAACUUCUUUUUAAAUAUAAAGAUGUUGUGCAAGGAAAAAUGGAUGAAGUGAUUGGGCAUUUUGCUGUUGAUUUGGAUGGUCGAUUUAGCAGCAUAAGAACAUCGGAGACAAAUUUGGGAAAUUUUAUCUGUGAUGUUAUGCUGUCAGCAACUCAUUCUGACCUGGCUAUUCUCAACUCUGGUACACUGCGGUCAGAUCGAAUUCAUCGGAAGGGGGCCUUCACUAUGCGAGAUUUGGUCACAGUCCUGCCCAUGAUGGACUCUCUGAUUGUGCUUAGUGCUACUGGGAACCAAAUUUUGCAAGCUUUGGAGAAUGGUGUAUCUCAGUACCCCAAGUUGGAAGGUCGCUUUCCUCAGGUGUCAGGUGUCAGCUUUGCUUUUGACCCCAAGAAGUCACCUGGCCAAAGAAUAGACCCCCAGUUUGUGCGAAUAGGUGAUGAACCUUUGGACAAAAAUCAGAAAUAUAGAUUGGUGACAAAGAACUACCUUGCUCAGGGAAAAGAUGGCUAUGAUGUGUUCAAGGAGUGUGAAGUCUUGUUGAGAGAAGAUGAAAGCCCUGAAUUGUGCACAGCGGUGCAAAAUCACUUCCAAGCAGUCCGCAUCCUCACUGGUGUUGCCCAACCCCGCACCCAUCACCGCCAGAGUUUGGUCUGCUUGUCCCGACGGCACAGUCUGGUGCGAACUUGUGAAGACGUCACCACGAAGCCGCCGUUGAAGCGAGGCCUCAGCCUUGAUGCAUCAGCAAGAAGGGGGUUGUUUCGCCAGCGGCAGACUUCGCUUGAAGACGUUGAGCACGAGACAUGCAAAAUGGAGCCAAAAGUUGAGAAUCGCAUAGUCAUCUUGACUGAAGAACAGGUUGUGAAGAAGUUCUGGGAAGACAGCGACUCGCAUCCAUUGCGCCUUGUUGAGGAAGUAAUUGAAGAAGAGCCUUCAACGGGGAGCUUUGAGAAGAACUAAUGCACAUGAAUUCUGGUUCACUUCCUCAUUCCCUCCAGUCUAAAGUUCACAUUUUGCCCAUGGCCUAAGAUGUCAUUUCGGAAGUUUCAAUAGUAGCUUGUGUCCCUGGUGUAUUUGUCUUGGUUGCAAAGAAGACCUUUAGGCAAUUAUAUUGGCUGUAAGGUAACUGAAAGCCUCAUGUGUCAAGAGGCAAGAAUCCAGGAGGGAUAAUUAGGGCCAGAGGAAGAGUAUGCCUCUCUCUGUACUUGUAGGAACAGUGCAGACAAGGGGAAAUCAGCUGCACAUGACCUGCUUUUGCUAAUUUGGCUCUUCCUCGCACUACAUUGUAAAUGAUGGCCAACACAAAGGCUGUACUUUGUCAUUCUUGUUUCUUAAUACUACUAUGUUCACAAGUGUUGCCAAUAGUGAUCCAGACAUUCCUUUAAGAAGUCUGCAAAAAGGAUGUGCUCGACUUCUCGGGAGAAGUGCAUUGUCCUUCGCAAAAUAAAAACAAGGGGGUGGGGAGAGAUUUGAAUCACUGAGCUGAUUCACGCCUCACUAAUUUACGUCUGAUUGAGGCAAAGCGGUGAAAGGUGUGAUCACUCAGGCAUAAAUGAUGUGCUGGUUUGUUUUUGCUUUUAUUUUCUUUCAGCUAUUUAACACUGGUAAAUUGUGAUCAAGCAGUUGAACUUGGCUCACUUGUAUCAUUUAGUUUGUUGAGAAUCUCCUAGUAUGUUAUUGUCGUUUUAACUUGCAUCAUGCUCAUUUUCUCCUCAUCACUGCAUCCUUAUUAAAAGCUGCUCGAUACACUUGCCAGGAGAACAAAAUUUAGAGAACACUUGGGUUUGGCUUAAGCAAAGACUAAGAUGAUAGCUGUGUUAGAAAGAAGACCGUCUGUCUAGGACACUGCCCCGAAGAUUGUGUGCAAUUUGUCUCUUGGUUACAUUGCUUAAGCUGUAUCACGAGAGAGACUGUGUGACACCAAGAUGUUUGUUGCACUUUAAUAUUAUUAUCGAUAAUGCGUAGAAUAUAAAAAAAAGGUAAUUUAUAUACAUAUAUAUAGCUGAACAUCUGAAGUCUAUGCAAGCAGAGUUGCACAAGCUUUAGGUUGUGAAAAAUAUGAGAGUGUUUUAAAACUAUUGCCUUUUUCAUUUGCACUAACUGCACAACAAAAUUUGUCUAGAUUCCAAGUUGUGUAAUGCAGGGUAUAUGUUUUACUGCUGUGGGGUUCAUGGAAGUUGCGUUGCCGCUUGAAGAACAUGUGUGCAACUGUUGCUAAAUAUUGUGUAGCAGCAGAGAUGCACGCUGAAAUUGGAAAUGUAUAGGCUCCACUAUGGCACGAAGUUAUCGGAAUGCCAUUUGCACAGAGCUUGUUCUAGUUUUGUAAAAGGACACAUCAUGUUCAGGUGGCUAUCAAGUACAUGUUUGGUUAAUAUACACAGUGCAUUUGUUAUAUUUCCUGUGUGUACCAAAAGUGUGCAAUUUAUCCAAAGUCUAUAUGAGAAAGGCUAGUUUGCUAUGUCACUGCACAUAUUUAAAACAUCUUUAUAUUCCUGCUGUUAACUUUGUGAAAGCACUUUUUAGUAGCAGUUGACAGUGGGCGUAGUUUACUUAAGAAUCUUAAAUUUAUUGUGCGAGCUAAACCAUGACAAGCUCCAUUUUAUUGUGCUUGCCGUAGCAUGUUUACAGGUACUGCAAACAAGAGAAACUUGCCUCAGGAGCAUCUACUUAAGUUUUCUUUUGUACAAAAAUGAGAGAAAUCUUCUAUAUGCAUGCUAUGGAGAUUAUAUGCAUGCUAUGGAAAAUGUAUUCAUGAUGAAAGGAGAUGUUUGUGGAGAAUAUGCAAAAUGUCAUACCUGUUAAAACAUAAUGGCAAUACUUCCUUGUUUAACUUUUAACAUGUUGCACAAUUUUAAUGGAAAGUAACUAUUUUAGUUCCAAAAAUGGAAAGUGUGUUGUUUACUAGGUAUUUAGCGUUUGAUGCUUUAGUAACUUAAGCGCUUCUCUUCCCGUGGCAUUUUUUACAUUCCCAAGAAUGUUGUUAGUCAUUGCUAGUCUGGAGUUAAGGAAAUUUUAAUGGCAUAUUAGUGCCAAGAGUAUUUUGUUUUAGAUAGACGUGUGUGUCAUUAAUGUGUGUGCCCUGUGAAUGAAUAAGCAGUUUAGUAGUUUUUUUUUUUGUGGCCCUUUACCAAAUCUGAGUGCUCAAAAAUGUCUUUCAUGCAGGAAAUGCUUUUGCAAAAAUAAAUGUUGCAAGCCACCUUU
Messenger RNA from Dermacentor andersoni, 4688 nucleotides. Its product is annotated as trifunctional nucleotide phosphoesterase protein YfkN. NCBI's taxonomy places the organism in Eukaryota, Metazoa, Arthropoda, Arachnida, Ixodida, Ixodidae. The record is from RefSeq and is a predicted model, not a curated record. Gene Ontology annotation, molecular function: hydrolase activity. Gene Ontology annotation, biological process: nucleotide catabolic process.